UUUAAUUUUCCACCUACUCUUUGGAUCGGGUUUCGCUACUUCACUAGAUUUUUCUUCCCUACAAAACCUUAUCUUCUCUCCGAUAUUAUUGCUUUUUUUUCGGUUUUGUUUUCUUAAUAUUUACAAGAUUCUAAUGUUGCUAUCUUUUUGCUAAAACUGUGACAAGUUUUUCAUCAAUGGCAGUCACUGUUUCAUGCCACCUAUACUCGUUUUCACAAUUAACAGCGCCCCACAAACUUAUUAGCUAUAAGCUUCCAUCUAAAUGCAUCAAACUUUCAUCUGUCCGUAAUGCUUCCUCUGAGCAGUUUAAACCCCUUUGUUCCUCGGAGAAAUCAACUUCAUUUGAGCCCAGAGAUGAACAGCAGAGAGAUAGGUUCUCUUCAAUAAAGAAAAGCGCGAUUUCAAUUGCGUUGGCAGUGGGAUUGGUGACCGGAUUUCCGGAUUUGGUAUGUUUAGGACAGGCGAAUGCAGCACCUAUUGCUCCAGCAUUGCCAGAUGUUUCAGUUUUGAUUUCAGGGCCGCCAAUUAAGGACCCCGGGGCUUUGUUGAGAUAUGCAUUGCCUAUUGACAAUAAGGCUAUAAGAGAAGUUCAGAAGCCGCUUGAGGAUAUUACUGAAAGUCUAAAGGUUGCUGGGGUCAAAGCCCUUGAUUCAGUUGAAAGAAAUGUUAGACAGGCGACGAGGGCUCUCAAGCAAGGCAGAACCUUGAUCGUUGGAGGUCUGGCAAAGUCAAAGGUUGAUGACGGGAUUGAAUUGCUUAACAAACUGGAAGCAGGAUUGGAUGAGCUUCAAAAGAUUGUUGAGGACAGAAACCGUGAUGCAGUUGCCCCUAAACAGAAAGAGCUGCUCAAUUAUGUUGGAGGUGUUGAAGAGGAUAUGGUGGACGGCUUUCCAUAUGAAGUGCCUGAAGAAUACAAAAAUAUGCCAUUACUAAAGGGAAGAGCAACUGUGGAUAUGAAGGUCAAGGUCAAGGACAAUCCUAACGUGAAUGAAUGUGUAUUCCGUAUUGUUCUGGAUGGUUAUAAUGCCCCUGUAACGGCUGGAAAUUUCGUUGAUUUGGUGCAAAGGCAUUUCUAUGACGGCAUGGAGAUCCAGAGAGCGGAUGGAUUUGUAGUCCAAACAGGAGAUCCUGAAGGUCCAGCUGAGGGCUUCAUUGACCCCAGUACAGAAAAAACCCGUACAAUUCCUCUGGAGAUUAUGGUGAAUGGAGAAAAGGCACCCUUCUAUGGAGAAACUCUAGAAGAACUUGGUCUAUACAAGGCUCAAACAAAGCUUCCGUUUAAUGCAUUUGGGACCAUGGCUAUGGCUCGAGAGGAAUUUGAGAACAAUUCUGCCUCAAGCCAGGUAUUUUGGCUGUUGAAAGAAAGUGAACUAACUCCUAGCAAUGCCAACAUAUUGGAUGGUCGGUAUGCCGUAUUUGGUUAUGUGACAGAAAAUGAAGAUUUUCUGGCAGACCUCAAAGUUGGAGAUGUUAUAGAGUCAAUGCAAGUUGUAGCAGGCUUGGAUCAUCUUGUCAACCCAAGCUACAAGAUUGCUGGUUAGGCAUCUAGUUUCUGCUAUUGGUUUAAGGAUCAAAUAUUCACCUGACGAGCCUGAGAUAACUUCAACUUCAUGCAAGAGUGAGACUUCUAAUUCUUUGUAUUCGGUAAAACUGUUGGAGCACUGGGAUUAAGAGAGACAGCCUAUUUCUUCAUGUUUUUGCAACCCCUCGUCUGUAAUAAGACAUUCAUUUUAAGAAUUAAGGUCAAUAUAUUUUAUCCAA
Sesamum indicum (sesame) is the source of this 1761-nucleotide messenger RNA. It is a transcript of the gene CYP38, whose product is annotated as cyclophilin 38. Gene Ontology annotation, biological process: protein peptidyl-prolyl isomerization. Gene Ontology annotation, molecular function: peptidyl-prolyl cis-trans isomerase activity. The record is from RefSeq and is a predicted model, not a curated record. NCBI's taxonomy places the organism in Eukaryota, Viridiplantae, Streptophyta, Magnoliopsida, Lamiales, Pedaliaceae.